GUGGUCUUUACUAAAGGUUCACGGUUCCCUCACCGAAAGUAGGCGACCUACAGUAAACACAGCUUUAGGCUCACGAGCAUGCGCAAAGCGGACGUACGCGUACCGGCGCACGCGCCACCCGGUACUAUGGAGUCUUAUACGCAGGAGGAUUGUCUGAACCUUCAUGUCAUGAAUAAUUCAGCAGUUGACUCGGGAGCUGAGGCUUACCUAAAGUUUAUGAAGAAGUACUGCUGUUACGACGCCAUUCCCACCAGCUGUAAGCUCGUCAUUUUCGACACGGCUCUGCAGGUAAAGAAAGCCUUCUUUGCAUUAGUGGCAAAUGGUUUACGAGCGGCGCCACUGUGGGACAGCAAACUGCAGAGAUUUGUGGGUAUGCUGACCAUCACAGACUUCAUCAACAUUCUCCAUCGCUACUAUAAAUCCCCCAUGGUUCAGAUUUACGAGCUGGAGGAUCACAAGAUUCAGACAUGGAGAGGUGAUUCAUUUCAAAACGUUUACCUGCAGUACUAUAACCAAAGCCUCAUUAGCAUCACACCUGACGCGAGCCUCUUUGAUGCCGUUUAUUCUUUACUGAAGCACAAAAUCCACCGUCUGCCUGUCAUCGACCCUGAAUCUGGAAACGUCCUCCACAUUUUAACCCACAAGCGAAUUCUCAGAUUCCUGUAUAUAUUUAGAUCAACGAUCCCAACACCACGAUUUCUGCAGAGGAAAAUUGAAGAAGCGGGAGUCGGGACUUUCCGGGACAUCGCCACUAUACAGCAGACGGCCACGGUGUACGACGCUCUGUCUGUUUUCGUGGAGAGACGAGUAUCUGCACUGCCCGUGGUGGACGAAAAUGGUAAGGUAGUGGCUCUUUACUCAAGAUUUGACGUAAUAAAUCUGGCCGCACAGAAAACCUACAACAACCUGAGCAUUAGCAUGAAGGAGGCUUUAAGGAGACGGCGCUGUUUCGUCGAGGGAGUUAUUAAGUGUUAUCCUGACGAAACGUUGGAGACCGCCGUCGACAGAAUCGCCAAGGCAGAGGUUCACAGGCUGGUUCUGGUGGACCGAGACGACGACACGGUUCAAGGCAUCAUCUCCCUCUCAGAUCUUCUCCAGGCCAUGAUUUUAUCUCCAGCGGGCAUCGAUGCUCUGCUCGCGUAGCCUUAACGUGACGAGUCCACGCCUCAUCCUACGUUCACUCCUUCCACCUUCUCCUCCAUCACACGCCACCGAUAUUGCCGAGUGAUGUGACACGAUGUUGAUACACACACCACACACACACACACACACACCACACACACACACACUCCCCGUGGAAAUAAGAGCUUCAACAGCUG
Messenger RNA from Tachysurus vachellii, 1319 nucleotides. It is a transcript of the gene prkag3a, whose product is annotated as protein kinase, AMP-activated, gamma 3a non-catalytic subunit. The transcript is spliced from 14 exons. Lineage: Eukaryota; Metazoa; Chordata; Actinopteri; Siluriformes; Bagridae. Bases 79 to 1143 code for a protein of 354 amino acids. The record is from RefSeq and is a predicted model, not a curated record.